Carassius auratus (goldfish) is the source of this 2566-nucleotide messenger RNA. RefSeq names its product extracellular calcium-sensing receptor-like. Gene Ontology annotation, cellular component: plasma membrane. Lineage: Eukaryota; Metazoa; Chordata; Actinopteri; Cypriniformes; Cyprinidae. The record is from RefSeq and is a predicted model, not a curated record. Gene Ontology annotation, biological process: G protein-coupled receptor signaling pathway. The transcript has 6 exons. Gene Ontology annotation, molecular function: G protein-coupled receptor activity. Bases 41 to 2566 code for a protein of 841 amino acids.
AUUUGUUAGUCACAGUCAAGAUCACAGUUGAGUCUUUGGGAUGUUCAUCUUUAUUUACACAUUAUUGAUUUUCCAUCAGCUUCAUACCAAAGCAGUAAACACUCUUUGCAAAAUAAUGGGAGACCCUCAGUAUCCGCUGUUUUCCAAGGAUGGAGACUUAACUAUUGGAGGACUUUUUCCAGUCCACAGCAAAGAAACAUUACCUUCAUUUGAGUUUACACAAAAACCUCAGCUUCUAUCAUGCUCCAGUGUGUAUCUGAGAGAUUUUCGACUGGCCCAAAUCAUGAUGUUUGCCAUUGAGGAGAUUAACAGAAGUGAAAGUUUGCUUCCAAAUGUUUCUAUUGGCUACAGAAUCUAUGAUUCCUGUGGGUCAAGACUGUCUACAAUGAGUGCCACUAUGGGUCUGAUGAAUAGUCAGGAAUUUGGUGUAGGAUACAGAUGCAAUGGUCAGUCUACUUUACAUGCUAUCAUCGGCGAAUCAGAGUCUACCGCAACAGUGAUUCUGUCCAGAACUACAGGACCUUUUAAAAUUCCAGUGAUAAGUCACUCAGCAUCAUGUGAAUGUCUCAGUAAUAGAAAAGAUUACCCUUCAGUCUUCAGGACUAUGGCUAGUGAUUACCACCAGAGCAGAGCACUGGCAUCUAUAGUAAAGGACUUAGGCUGGUCUUGGGUGGGAGCUGUGAACAGUGACAAUGAAUAUGGAAAUUAUGGGAUGACAAUAUUUUUAAAAAUAGCACAGGAGAUGGGAAUUUGUGUUGAGUACUCUGUAAAAUUCUACCGAACAGAGCCAGAAAAACUCAAGAAAGUGGUAGACACAAUAAAAAAAAGCACAGCAAAAGUGAUUAUUGCAUUUAUUUCACUUCCUGAAAUGGGCUUAUUAACUGAUCAGUUAAGUAUUCAGAACAUUACAGGUUUCCAAAUGAUUGGAGUGAAGUCAUGGAUAACUGUAAAGAGUCUGAUCACUCCAAACAGUUAUCGAGUGCUUGGAGGGUCACUGGGGUUUGCAGUGAAAAAAAAUAAUGUUGAAGGGUUUGCAGAUUAUGUCUUAAAAGAAUUCUGGAACACAGCUUUUCCAUGUUCAAAGACUGAGGGGAAUGUUUCUCAAUAUGCGUUAAGUUGCAGCAGAUAUGAAGAACUACUUUUACUAAAAAAUUACAUUGAAGAUGUGCCUGAACAAAGAUAUGCAAGUUAUGUCUACAAAGCAGUUUAUGCUGUCGCUCAUUCACUACACAUUCUACUAAAGUGCAAAGAAAAAGAAGGUUGUGAGAAAGGCUUGACAAUACAACCACAGCAGAUUGUUGAGGCUCUAAAACAGGUCAAUUUCUCCAUAAAGAUGGGGGAUAGUGUGUGGUUUGACAGCACUGGUGGCACAGUAGCCCAAUAUGACAUUAUCAACUGGCAGCGAGACUCAGAUGGUUCAAUAAAAUUUAAAUCAGUGGGAUACUAUGAUGACUCACUGCCCCCACACCAACGCUUUGUGUUUAACACUCAAAACGUAAUCUGGGCUGGAGGACAGCUGGAGAAGCCAAGGUCUGUGUGCAGUGAGAGUUGUCCUCCAGGCACUAGGAAGGCUGCACAGAAAGGAAGACCUGUUUGCUGUUAUGACUGUAUUCCAUGUGCAGAAGGAGAAAUCAGUACUGAGACAGAUUCAAAUAACUGCAAGCAGUGUCCAAGGGAAUACUGGCCUAAUGCUGAGAAAAAUAAAUGUGUGCUAAAGGCUAUAGAGUAUCUGUUAUUCACAGAAGUUAUGGGUAUAGUGUUAGUCUUUUCCUCACUCUUUGGAGUAGGAUUAACUGCGCUGGUGGCCAUUCUGUUUUACAGAAAGAAGAGCACCCCCAUAAUAAAAGCCAACAACUCAGAGCUGAGCUUCUUACUGCUCUUCUCAUUGACUCUGUGUUUCCUCUGUUCUCUUACUUUCAUUGGCCGGCCCACUGAGUGGUCCUGUAUGUUGCGUCACACAGCAUUUGGGAUCACAUUUGUCCUCUGUAUUUCUUGUGUUCUGGGGAAAACAAUAGUGGUGUUGAUGGCCUUUAAGUCUACACUUCCAGGAAGUAAUGUCAUGAAAUGGUUUGGGCCUAAACAACAGCGACUCAGUGUGCUUUUCUUUACUCUUGUACAGGUUCUUAUCUGUGUGCUUUGGCUAACAAUAUCUCCUCCAUUUCCUCAAAAAAAUAUGAAAUAUUAUAAGGAAAAGAUCAUUCUUGAGUGCAGUCUGGGUUCUAAUAUAGGUUUCUGGGCUGUGCUUGGUUACAUUGGCCUACUGGCCUUCUUUUGCUUCAUUCUUGCUUUCCUGGCUCGCACACUGCCUGAUAAUUUCAAUGAAGCUAAAUUCAUUACAUUCAGUAUGCUGAUAUUCUGUGCUGUAUGGAUCACCUUUAUCCCAGCUUAUGUCAGUUCUCCAGGAAAAUUUACUGUAGCUGUGCAGAUAUUUGCCAUUUUAGCCUCAAGCUUUGGUUUACUUUUUUGUUUAUUUUUACCUAAAUGUUAUAUCAUCCUCUUCAAACCUGAAGAAAAUACAAAGCAUAAUUUAAUGGGGAAAACGAUGUAUUAUACUGCUAAGAAAUAA